Colletotrichum higginsianum IMI 349063 is the source of this 753-nucleotide messenger RNA. Its product is annotated as Short-chain dehydrogenase. The record is from RefSeq and is a predicted model, not a curated record. The transcript is spliced from 4 exons. NCBI's taxonomy places the organism in Eukaryota, Fungi, Ascomycota, Sordariomycetes, Glomerellales, Glomerellaceae. Bases 1 to 753 code for a protein of 250 amino acids.
AUGGCUUCCAAGUCCUUCUACGCCAUCAUUUCCGGAGUCGGCUCCGGAACAGGCCGCGCAGCAGCUAUCCGCUUCUCCAAGGCAUACACCGUCGUCUUGCUCGCUCGUAAGCCGGAAAGCUACAACUCCAUCGUUGACGAGAUCAAGCAAGCGGGCGGCCAGGCGUUCGGCCUCACCGCCGACGCUACGGAUGAGGCCGCCGUAAAUGCCGCCUUCGAGACGAUCAAGAAUCAGCUUCCCGGAGGCAAGCUUGCCGCCGCAGUAUACAACGUCAACGGCGGAUUCGCCCGGAAGCCGUUCCUCGAGCUCAAGAGGGAGGAGCUGGAUGCCAGCCUCGACGCUGCACCAAAGGGAUUUUUCACAUUCGCGCAAAAGACGCUGCCUCUACUACUUGAGUCGGUGCCGGAGUCGCCUCACCCGCCAUCACUGAUUAUCACAGGAGCAACGGCGUCCAUCAAAGGCUCUGCCUUGUUCGGGUCGUUUGCUGCCGGUAAAUUCGCCCUUCGUGCUCUAGGCCAGUCCCUGGCUCGCGAGUUUGGACCCAAGGGCGUUCAUGUAUCACAUGCAAUCAUUGACGGAGGUAUCGACACACCUUGGGGCAAGGAUUUUGUUGCCAACAAUGGCGUAGAAGACGGCAAGAUUUCCCCAGACGCUUCCGACCAGAUUGCGGAGACCUACUGGCAUCUGCACACGCAACACCGGUCUGCCUUUACCCAAGAGGUUGAUAUCAGACCCUAUGUAGAGAAAUUCUGA